CGUGGUGGGUAGUAUGCCUGGAUGCCGAGGAAGGCGCAGCACACCCACCAUCUUCGAGCAACCUGAGGCGGACCACCUAACAAAUAAAGUUUUUGAUGUGAGCUUGCUCGAACCACAGUACGGGCCUUUGCUGUAGAUGCCUAGACUUCAUUCUUGUUGCUUUUGUACCCGCUGGGAAUCUAUCGCGCCCUCAACCUACAAAGCAAUGCAGAUAGUCGACGAGUGGAUCUACUACCAUCAAUAUUUCUAGAAUGUCAACUGCUUCGUACAAAACUUCCGCGUCCAAAACGUCCGACUACGACUUUCACAACAAAAUUACCGCGUCCCCGAACGCGGAACACGAAAGAGUGUCUCGACCGAACCACUGUACAACUGUUUUCGCACACUUUACUCAAGAAAUUGUAACCUAUCCGAUCAAAGCCAUGUCAUGGAUCAUAAGAAGAAUGGACAAAACAUUCUGGGAGCGUUGUCCAGUCGGCACCAGGAUUACGCCGUACAUUAUCUUUGACUCGAUCUAUCACUUUAGCUCGGAUCGAGACAGUAGCAGUCUUUCUACCUUCUCGAAAGAUCUGCUACGGAGAUUCCAGGCUACUCGCAGUAUGUGGGCGCUGUCUUUCCAUCCCACAAUGAUGCAAGGUUGGCGAGGGCUACCCGAAGCGAUGUCUACACUUUCAUGGACGUCGAGACUCGUCUUUCUGGCAUUGACAUGCCCAUAUUCAGCAUACGGAACCAUUAAGUUGUAUUCCAUGUGGAUUGUAUAUAUCGGGUGGAGUCUGCUUCUCCUUACUAUCAAUAUCCCUAUCCGACUUUUUCGACAAUCACUGCUUUCGGUCGGCUUCGUUAUUUGGGUUUCGACAUACAGAUACCCGCUAUUCGAGGUCAUAUAUCCUAGACAGCUUCGCAGAAUCUUGCAAAAGAACUCAGACGCCUAUUCUCCGCUUGCGAUUGAUUCUAGAAGCAUUCGAGUCGUCCGUCUUAAGAGUGGAGAGAACAAUGAUGCCAUUAAAUGUGAGCUAGUCACUGGCCCCUUGAACAAUCUCGAAUUCGAGGCAUUGAGCUAUGUUUGGGGUGUGUCUGUAAAGCGUUACAAAGUUCAGGUCAACGAAAAGCCUUUUUUGAUCACGCACAACCUUUUUACGGCACUUCGAGAGCUUCGCCUUACCGAACGCGAUCGUAUUCUUUGGAUUGACGCAAUGUGUAUUGAUCAAUCCAAUACUGUCGAAAGAGGAUCACAAGUGCAGAUGAUGCGCGACAUUUAUAGUAAGGCUUCCAGAACGAUCAUAUGGUUUGGCGAGGCAACAUCUACGACUCCUAUCGUAUUCAGAACCAUUUUUCAUAUUAGCAAUGCGGCUUCUCACGAGAAGGAGAAGCUACUGAGCAGCUUCCGAACACAAUUGCACGUGAAAAGUAUCAAAGAAGAACUCGAUGCUGUCUUGCGCCACGAGUGGUGGCAGCGGGUGUGGGUAAUUCAAGAGGCGGUCGUUAGUCAGAAUGUUUGCGUGCAAAGGGGUCCACUUAACGUUACGUGGCGAGAGCUCAGCAAUUUCAUGUUCUUCUCCAACAUCAUAUGCUAUCAACAAGGGAUUGCGUUCGCAUCAGCUGUGCAGAUGCUACGCGCCAGCCUGCACGAAGACUCCAAGGUUCGACUUUCCAUGCUAGAUCUAGUCGAAAGGUUUCGCGGACAGUCUGCCACGUUUGGUCCAGACAAGAUAUACAGCCUAAUGGGCUUGGUGCAGGCUGGACAACCUUCGCUUCUGGAGGCAGACUACACCAUGACCCCUGAGAAAAUUUUCAUGCAAUUCACUGUCUCUUGUCUCCGCUGUUACGGAAACCUACGAGUACUAGGAUUAGCGGCUAAUGCCGAACUGAGGAGCGCAAGUUGGUGUCGCAACUACAGCCUGAAUAUCGCUGGGGUGGAAGAAAGCCGGCCGCUCCAUGGACUACCUGGAAGGCCGAGACCUUACUGUGCCUCAGGCAAUUCGUCCCUGCGAUAUCAUUUCAGCCUUGAGUACGGAGUCUUGUCUCUUUUCAGCUUGGGUAUGGACGAAAUAGUGGAAGUAGCCGGAGUUUAUAGACCUGGAGCCACUUUGGACACGGUAAAGUGGUCGAAUUUUGUUGACGAAGCACCCCCAGAACGAAAAAUAGCUUUCACCUGCACAGUUGCUGCAGACUGUCUGACCAAGCCCGGGAAGCAAUACAGCCCAUCAGAAGAAGCCGCAUGGAUUGAGCGAUACAGCCAAGCUGUUAACAACGCCUGUGUAAACCGGCAGCUCUUUGUCACACGCUCAGGGAAACUCGGUAUUGGGCCCUGGAACCUCAAGCGCGGUGAUAACAUAGCCAUAUUGAUGGGCGGAAAGACACCUUUUGUCCUGCGCAAAUGCCGCCUGGGAGAGAAGCGUAGAUACAUCAGUGAGUUUGGCAUCCCAGGAGAUGCUUACAAGCUUGUUGGUGAAGCUCAUGUCGAUGGUAUGAUGUAUUACGAAGGGAACGCGGAAGAACGCAUUAAGAGUGGGGAGGUAAGGAUCGUGCCCCUACACCUGUUGUGAUCCAAGGAUCUAUUGCAUACGCCAGCCCACGCGAUUGUGUCGAAAGACAAUACAUUGAACUUGCAGCUUCAGAGAGUAGAGACGCAGCAAGCGCCCCACACGCUAGGCCUAAAGCUGUCUAGACAUCAUUGUGCCCCUCCCCACGUGGUUGACAUGGACGGAAUCUACUUCACUCUGACAGACAUCGCGUCUGUACCCAACGAA
Alternaria alternata is the source of this 2750-nucleotide messenger RNA. RefSeq names its product HET-domain-containing protein. Lineage: Eukaryota; Fungi; Ascomycota; Dothideomycetes; Pleosporales; Pleosporaceae. The record is from RefSeq and is a predicted model, not a curated record. The transcript has a single exon. Bases 252 to 2546 code for a protein of 764 amino acids.